AAAUGUUUCUUCCUCUAACUAUAAGGCGGAUGAAGAUGGUAACUUCUACGUCCAAUGGGGUGAUAACCUUGCCUUAACGUGUGUACAAAGGUCUUACUCCCACCAGAAGACAGUAAUUGAUUGGUUCCUACCAUCUCAACCAAACAGCCCUGUUGGUUAUGGAAACAAGGCCCAUGUAUAUCGUCAAGAACAAGUAAACUCAAUAGCGUUAGUUUUGGUUGUCCGUUCAGUGACUUCAGAUGAUUCUGGCAAGUAUACUUGUCGCAUGGGAAGACAAGAUGGGAACCGUUUUGUUGAAAUGGACCGUAAAGACGUCAGUGUCAUAGUUAGGCGGAGUAUCAUGGCCACAGACUGUCCAAAGGACCAGUGGAUCCCUGUUGUACCAGGAGAUAGAAACUGCUUUAAUGAAGAUGGUUGCCGAGACCUUACAGCCACCGUCAGAUGUGUUAUACAGGCUUUUCCUGCACCAACAAUCCACUGGCGUUUUCAAGGAGUCCAAAUUACGACAGGUGCCAAAUAUAUUAUAACAACUUCUGGAGUAACAAUCUUAAAUCCAACAAACGAAGACUCUGGCAUUUAUACUGUAAUUGCUAGACAGCCACAACAAACUGCUGUCUUUGAUCUGCGCGUCUCUGCCUUUAGCCGUCCACACAUAAUUUCAGGCCCAUCCAUUGUUGGGUUAAACAAAAAGACUAUGGUUGCUGGAAGUGAGGCGUAUCUACAAUGUUUGGCUGCUGGCCAGCCUCCACCUACUAUUCACUGGUAUCAUGAAAGGGAUCCUCAAACUGAAUUACAGAAAAUAAAUCCUGAAAAAUUUUCAGUGAACACAAAUUAUCAAGUCGGUUUACUGCGGAUUUCGCGGGUAUCCUAUCCAGAAGAUUCUGGGGUUUAUAAAUGUCUUGCCAUAAUCCCAGUCGCUCCAACAUAUUCUGGUUCCAGUUCUGUCUCCAUAGCUGAAGCUGAGAUGCUUUUCAACGUUACUCUCCCUCCGAAGCUGAUCCCACUUACAACUAUGCAUAGUUAUGUGGACCUUGGGAGAGCUGCUACAGUUCAGUGUCGAGUUCGUGCCACAACUCUUACGGAAUUUUACUUUAAACGUUUUAAUUCAAGCAUGUCGUAUAUACAGGGAGUUCAGCCUGAUGAUAAACGUAUUCAUGUAUGGAGACGUGAGGAUGAAAAUGACCCGUUGAAUCACGAUAUCUUCUUAACCAUUCAAAAUACAACUUUAGAAGACACGUGGAACUAUAGCUGUCAUGCAACUAAUGAAGGUAAUUCUACUUCGUGGAAUACUACUAUCCAAGUGAUGCACAUUCCUCAGAUGUCAUUGAGAACAGAAAUAAAGCCAGAUAACGAGGAAAGUGAACUAAGAUUUGGUUGGCGAUUCAAUGCAACCAACUUAACUUGCAUUUCACGCGGAAUGCCACAUCCAACUUGGACAUGGUAUCGCCGAGGUGAGCAAAUUUUAAACGGGCAGAAUUCGACUUUUGUAAUAAUAAGCUAUGACUACUGGGAUCACAGCCAAUCAUGGCUUCAGAUUACUCCGUGUUUACGUACAGAACAUUUUAUAUACGAUGAUUAUGUGUGCAAAGCUACAAAUAUCAAAGGCACAAAUGAAAGCAAGGUUAGCUUUCGACGAUCAUCUGUACCUGGACAACCAACAUUAGAGAGCUAUUCAGUUACUCAGUCAACUGUAGUGUUGAAUGUUAGUUCACCGAUUAAUACUGGUGGCAUGCCGACUUUGGCAUACGAAUUAACUUACAGAGCGUUUGGAGGACCUGAAGGGUGGUAUGGUCCAGUUGCUUUUCCGCUUGAUGCUUCUGCCAAACCGAAAUUCGAAUUGACUGGUCUACUGGGUGGGACUAAUUACCAACUAAAAUUAUUCGCUCGCAGUAUUGUUGGACAGGGUACACCCUACAGUUUUUCAGUUCAGACAUCCCCUAGUACUCGUCCCGGUCCAGUUGAGGUUAUUCAUUCUGAAUUCGGGAUUUAUCCAUAUGGUCAUGUUAUAAACUGGAUUCCUCCAAUAAAUGGUGGAUCUGCGAUUCUAGGUUAUCGAAUUCGUGUAAGAUCAGUUGAAGCUGAUUUAAAUUCAAUCAGUUCAGAAGAGAAAAUUUUACCUACUAGUCAGUGGAGAACAUGCACACCAUUUUUCAGUAAUCCUUAUCUGAACUAUUACCAUCUAGCCCCAUUGAAGCCAGGGACAACGUAUCAACUAGUCAUUGAAGCCUAUAAUCAUUAUGGUUAUUCGCUGGAUGGGAUUGAUAUUCAACAGUAUGGUUUUCUGAAUCGUACACCAACAUUAAAACCUCUAUUGCAACAAAUAUUUCCUGGUAGAGGAAUAAAUUAUCGUAAUUCUGAACAGUCAAAGAGUUCGGCUAACCUUCUGAUGCAUUUUAGACAAAAUGAUCUCGUACCUAUAUGGUAUUUGUUUGAAACUCCAUCAGCAGAUGAAUUAUAUCCUCCACCUCUUAUUUUCGCUGAUGCAUCAUCUACCUAUGCAUGUCAAUUUUUUACAGUAUUUCUGGAGCUUUUCAUUGUUAUUCUGUAUAUUUCCCAUUGAAUUCUAAAUUCAAUCCACAUGUCAUCCCGGUAAUAUGACCAUUAACAACAUUUUCUACAUAUUACAGUGAGAUAAAUCUUACCAAACAUUUUAUGUAGAAAUUCUUUUACAAAAUGCGAAUCUCGUUUUUGCUACUGUUAUUAUUAUUAUUGGUGUUGACACGCAAUCAUUUUGCGUUUUACUCUUAUUUGAUUUCUUAACUUUUUUCCUAUAAAAGGCAUUUAUGUCUGUUACACAAUGCAUUUACUUCCUCUCUGCGCAAUAGUCAACAGCAAACACAUUUCUCCUAGUCUUAUAUAUAUAUAUAUAUAUAUAAAGCCAAAAAUUUUAAUUUGGUUUCUAAACUUUUUCUGCUGAACAGAUGGUAUAUUAUCUGGUUACAAAUCAACUGUUUGCAUAACUUAUGUUGUUGAAUUUCUGUUUAUUGUUACCAUUAUUUACUUCGAUUAUCUUCAGUGACGCUACUAAUUGUUUCAUUUGUCUCGGUUGUGUAUAUUUUACUACUUUAUCCUGAUACAUAAAUUUUCAGUCGAAAAACAUCAGUGCCAUUAAAUUAAACAUUACGAGUGUCUACUUUUAUUGUUGCUACAGACUGUUACCUCUGCCUUGAAAUAUAGUUUGAGAAGUAAUUCAUUUCACUUAUGUUGCAAUAUUUUGUUCACGUAAUAUCUCAGAUCUAUCCCGAAAUCGAAUUCCAAGACAUUAAUACCCGUGAAAAAUAGACAGUUCCAUAGCAAAUUUCAUAUCAUACUAGGAAGUUCUCUUCAAAUAAGUUUCUCAUUGGUGUGGCCCUAUAGGAACAUUUUUGGUCAAUAUAUGAUGCGCUUAACCAUUAAAAUAACUUGUUGAAAUGUUAGAUUAGAUCAAUAAACACUGCUUUGUGUGCAGAAGAAAUAGAUUCAAUCACUAUUACUACCCUGGACUUCCGUCGAGCCUAUAAACUCAUGAAUUCUGUAUUAGUUCUCCCUGAUUUGUCUGAUAUUCAGUGUAGUGUUAUGUUGAUGCAUAUUAUCAUGCUUACAGAUGCUUUUAAACUCUAAUCCAUUUAUAUUUUUAUUGAUUAGAUGUUAUUUAAACAUUAAUGUUGUUACUAACAUUCAUUAUUAUGGAUACAUAACUGUAAAACCUGAUGAUGAAGUUGUUGAAAAAAAUAUUCUUCGUUCAGUAACAAUUUUUUAGAAACGCAUGCACUUAAAAUCUGUAUAUCAUUUGUUUUUAAUCCUAGAUUUUGCCUGUAUACAGAGAAAGUGUGUGUGUGUGUAUUGGUCAUUUAAUUGCAUGGUUCACUUUUAAUCAAG
Molecule: messenger RNA, 3858 nt
Organism: Trichobilharzia regenti
Lineage: Eukaryota; Metazoa; Platyhelminthes; Trematoda; Strigeidida; Schistosomatidae
Source: the annotation of a GenBank genome assembly